UAUAUACAUAGUUUCAUGUCACUAAUAGAUAUGAAUAUAGCAAGAUUACAACGUUGAAAAUUUUACUCCGAGUUAUUUUAAUAGUUUCGGCCUGGCUGCGAUUUGGCUACCGCGCGCCCUGAGUGCUUCCCGUCAACCUGAAACAAGCCAACAUGGAUUAAAGUGUUAACUCUGCUCAUAUGUGCCAACAAAAAUGAAUAUAGAAAUCACUUUGUAACUUCAAGACCAAGGACCUUCUGACCAAGGCUUAAAGGCCUGAUCAAAAGCUUUUUAGCUCUAGCCUACGGAAGUGAAAAAACCCAAGUAUGCAAGUUGAAAUAAACGCGUUCGAGGAAGUGACUCGGGCGAAAAUGGACGGUCUACAACCUAAUGGCAUUGGAGAUGAGCUUCCGCCGUCGAAACGCUACAAGCCUGGAUCCACAGCGCCAUAUAUUAGCAGUAACCUAACCCACCUACCAGCUAGGGCAGCAGCUACGCAGGCAGCCGCGCGCAUCAGGGAGGCUGCACGGCGGGCCCAGCGGCAACAUCAUCAGUCAACCCCAACCGGCUCUGCCAGGCUUGUGGCCAUGAACCAGCAGGAAACCGGCGGCAUCGAGCCAUGGCAAGAUGCUGAUGGCACCGCACGGACCAACCAAGCGGCGCCCACUGCAGCCCUGCUGGCCGUGAAUCCCGAGGUGCUGUCGCGGCUGAGCUGCAGCUGGAGCCCGCAGCAGGCGGCGCAGCUGCUCAGGUUGGCCGCGGAGAAAGUCGACCCGCUCCAUCCGCACAUUGCCUACGGUCAGGUCAACCAGCACUUCCUGUCAGGAGCACGUCUGCUGGCGCUCCUGACCUCCACCUCCGCCUCCCCUGCCCCGCUGCCCGCCCACCUCGACCUACCCCGCCUGCUGUGCCCCGCGCCCGCUGAGCUGCUGCUGCUGCGGGGCAGGAGCCACUGCCGCCAGCAGCAGCACCAGCCGCUGGCGGCAGGGGAGGUCGAGACCGCCGCCGCCGGCACCGGCAGUGCAGGUCCCGGUGGUGGGGAGACCCAAGGGCAGCCGGGGCAGGGGCCCUGGCUUGUGGUGCAUGUGCGUGCGGCUGGAGGUGGAGGUGGAGG
Molecule: messenger RNA, 1093 nt
Organism: Astrephomene gubernaculifera
Lineage: Eukaryota; Viridiplantae; Chlorophyta; Chlorophyceae; Chlamydomonadales; Astrephomenaceae
Source: the annotation of a GenBank genome assembly